UUCAAUAUUGUUUAUCGCUAAUUAAACAAUAUAUGUUAGAAUUUCUGAGUAACAUGUGUUUUGCAUAAUCGCGUUAUAUAUUACGCAAUCGAAGCUAUAAAUGGAGGUGGAUUUGAUAAAAAAAUGUUAUUGAACAACAGCGUUUUCGUCCGCAAGAUGGGUCGCUGGUACUUUAUGUGUUUGUUGGGUCUUUUCGCUCAGAACGCUCUUUCCCAAGUACUUGGAAACCCGGGUUGCGCUUGCAACGUUCGUCAGCCAUAUGCUGGAAAUGUGGGGUGCAAUGCCCCGUGUGGUGGUCCAGCUGGCUACGGCGAUGUGGCCGUGUCGGGUGAAUUGCCCGUGGGUGGCAACACUGGCGUCUGCGGGAACGUGCCUGUAGUGGGAUAUGUGAUGUUCGAGGGUACAGUGCCGGCUGGAGGAUUGGUGAGCGUGGCCAACAACUGCGGAUGCAACGGUCCUGCGUAUUAAUUUUUCUUUAAAUGAAUAAAAUAUUAAAAAAAUAAAUUGAUAAUAA
Messenger RNA from Bombyx mori (domestic silkworm), 514 nucleotides. Its product is annotated as chorion class CA protein ERA.1-like. The record is from RefSeq and is a predicted model, not a curated record. Gene Ontology annotation, biological process: chorion-containing eggshell formation; multicellular organism development. Gene Ontology annotation, molecular function: structural constituent of egg chorion. Gene Ontology annotation, cellular component: egg chorion. NCBI's taxonomy places the organism in Eukaryota, Metazoa, Arthropoda, Insecta, Lepidoptera, Bombycidae. The coding region runs from base 124 to 468 and encodes 114 amino acids. The transcript has 2 exons.